This is a messenger RNA of Salvelinus sp. IW2-2015, 2468 nucleotides long. Lineage: Eukaryota; Metazoa; Chordata; Actinopteri; Salmoniformes; Salmonidae. The record is from RefSeq and is a predicted model, not a curated record.
UGUGUUACAAACCUGUCCUUAACACAUUAUCUUCCCCGUCUCUCUCCACCGCUCUCGCUCACUCCCUCUCUCUCUCUGCCAGGUCAUCUCCUUAGUGUGUACAGAGCCAUGCCCAGUACACCUGUCGCCACAAUGUGACAGCGAUCGUCUGACCACGGAGACCAUCACCUAGACAAUCCACAACACUUUAGAUUCCUAUGGCACUGUAACCUGGCAACAGCAGAUACCUACAGCRCUGUAACUUGGCAACAACACUGAGUCACCUCAAUCGAAUUGCCACCACUGAAUCGACUCCUCUGAAUCAACUCUUCUCUGCUGUGAGGAUGCUGAGGGUGUCAAUGGUCCUACUGCAGAGGCAGCUAAUCCUGUGUGKGUGKGUGUGUGUGUCCAGUGCACCAGUGGUCCAUUCCCUGCCAUGGAGCGUCUCCUGCCCGGCAGGGUGUGUGUGUCAGAUCAAGCCCUGGUUUCCCCCCCAGUCAUUGUCCCACGAGGUUCCAACUGUGGACUGUAACAACCUGUUCCUGACCCAGCUCCCCUCCCCUCUCCCCUUAGACACACAUACCCUCUGUCUGCAGAGUAACCUGCUGUCUGCCUUGGAGACACCACUGUUACAGACACUCCCCAACCUCACAGAGCUGGAUCUGUCUCAGAACCGCUUCAGCAGUGUUAGGACACUAACCUCAACCCAGCCCCAGACUCCCUCCCUGCACUCCCUACUCUCCUUGCACAUGGAGGAGAACCAGCUCCGGUCCCUGGCCCCUGCCGCCUUCUCUUCCCUGCCUGCCCUACAAGAGCUCUUCCUCAGCCACAACCAGCUGGCCUCCCUGGCUCCUAGAGCCUUCUCUGGCUUGGGCUCCCUGCUACGCCUGCACCUCAACAACAACCACCUGACCUCAAUUGACCCCCUCUGGUUCACCACCCUGCCCUGCCUCCAGGUGCUGAUGCUGGGGGGAAACCCAGUGGAGAACCUCCCUGAACGGGGCUUCCAGGCGCUGGGGUCUCUACGCAGCCUGGUGCUGGGGGGCAWGGGGCUGAAAGGGUUGCCUGAGAGGGCCCUGGAGGGGCUGGACAGUCUGGAGAGCCUGUCCUUCUACGACAACCUCCUCACCACUGUCCCCACACAGGCUCUGAGGAGGCUCCCAGGCCUGAAGUUCCUGGACCUGAAUAAGAACCGUCUGAGUCUGGUUCAGACAGGGGACUUCAGGGACCUGGUCCACCUGACAGAGCUGGGUCUGAACAACAUGGAGGAGCUGGUGGUCAUCGAGAGGGCAGCCAUGGAGAACCUGCCUGAGCUCACCAAGCUGGAGAUCACCAACAACCCCCGGCUGUCCUACAUCCACCCCCAGGCCUUCUUUCAGCUGGGCAGGCUCGAGAGCCUGAUGCUGAACUCCAACGCUCUGACUGCUCUGCACCAACACACUGUCCUGUCUCURCCCAGACUGAGGGAGGUCAGCCUGCACUCCAACCCCCUCYGAUGUGACUGCCUGUUUCGCUGGGUGGCUGAGGAGCACCCUCACACAGAUGCUGACGCACACACAGAUACACAGAUGCCACAGGCUGUGAGAUUUAUCCAGCCCCAGGCCACAUUGUGUUCUGAGCCUCCAGAGCUGAGGGCUCGCAGGGUGAGGGAGGUGUCAAUCACAGAGAUGUCAGCCUCCUGCCUCCCCCUCAUCCCCCCUGGCAUCCUCCCCCCCUACGUGGGGGUGAGAGAGGGGGAGAGGCUGGCCCUGCACUGUCGCGCCCUGGCAGAGCCUCAGCCCACAAUCUACUGGGUCACUCCUUCUGGACAGAGACUGGGAUCAUCCAACAACACCCACAGCCCCAAGCCUGCAUCCAGACCCUUCUCCAAGCCUGCAUCCAGACCCUUCUCCAAGCCUGCAUCCAGACCCUUCUCCAAGCCUACAUCCAGACCCUUCUCCAAGCCUACAUCCAGACCCCUCCCCAAGCCUGCAUCCAGACCCUUCUCCAAGCCUGCAUCCAGACCCUUCUCCAAGCCUGCAUCCAGACCCUUCUCCAAGCCUACAUCCAGACCCUUCUCCAAGCCUGCAUCCAGACCCUUCUCCAAGCCUGCAUCCAGACCCUUCUCCAAGCCUACAUCCAGACCCUUCUCCAAGCCUACAUCCAGACCCUUCUCCAAGCCUGGAUCCAGCCUCAACUCCAAGCCUGCAUCCAGCCAGACAUCCAACUACUCCUCUUACCAUUCCCACUUACCCAGCCCAGCAUCUGGCAAUGCCUCUGUCCUCUUUUCCAGCCUCACCCCUUCCUCUCCUCCCCUCCUCUCCUCCCCUGCCUACCGGCUCCUGCCAGAGGGAACAUUGGAGAUUGUCAUGGUGACAUCCCGGGAGGCGGGUCUGUACACCUGUGUGGCUGAGAACACACUGGGGGCCGACACUCACAGUGUGACUGUAGGGGUGCAGGGGCCAGGGACAGCAAGCAUGAGGAGCAGCACACAUAUGAAUAAAGCCUAG